AUGGGCCAGCUUUGCUGCUUUCCAUUCUCAAGAGCUGAGGAAAAAUUCAGUGAGUUGGAAAGCCCAUCUUCUGCAGUACUCCAGAGAUACAGCAAGGAUAUAGUCGGCUGGUCAAGUGGUGGGAAGAAUGGAGGUGAGCCUGAUGAUGCUGAGCUGCUAAGGCUCAGUAAGAGACUGGUGGAGAACGCGGUGCUCAAGGCAGUGCAACAGUAUCUGGAAGAAACACAGAACAAAAACAAGCCAGGGGACGGGAGCUCUGUGAAGCCUGAAGAGGUUGAUAGGAAUGUCAAUGACAGUGAUAACAACAGGAAAUGA
Molecule: messenger RNA, 315 nt
Organism: Chrysochloris asiatica (Cape golden mole)
Lineage: Eukaryota; Metazoa; Chordata; Mammalia; Afrosoricida; Chrysochloridae
Product: A-kinase anchor protein 7 isoforms alpha and beta-like
Exons: 3
Coding region: 1-315 (104 amino acids)
Cellular component (GO): cytosol
Molecular function (GO): protein kinase A regulatory subunit binding
Source: RefSeq, a predicted model, not a curated record